CAUGCUCUGUGUUGAUCAGUAGAUAUGGUCCCGAUUUACUAUUUGUUUAUAUAUUUCUUUGAGAUUUAGUUCAAUUUUCAUUAUAAAAUUAAAUUGUUAAAACACAGCAAUGGCUGCUUUAUUAAAAAAGCGAGCUUUAGCUGAAUAUAAUAAAUCAUUUCAGGAUGGUCCACCCUCAAAAAAAUUACAUUUGGCUAAGAAGCCAUUGAUCGGUAGCUCGGCUGCUGCGUUUGUUGGACUAUUAGAAAAGUGCAAAUCUAGUGAUGAAGCAUUACAGUUAUUACUACGCAUUUCUGAUUGCCUCCAGUUCCAAGAAUCUGAUGUGGAGGAAGCUAUAAAAAAGUUAUCAGAGCAUUUUCAAUCAGAAGAGGAAUCUGUUGUUAGAGUGAAAAUAUUAUGGUUAUUUUGUGACAUUGGCUUGGAAUGCCCUGGCGCUAAUUUAAAUAAUCUCAUAGAUGAAACAAUACACUUGAUUAAAAAUGAGACUUCUCACAAGGUGAUUGCUCAAGGCAUAGCAACCUUAUUAAAACUCGGUGCUAAGUUAAGUGAUGAUAAAAUUCUGAUGACUCGCUUGGUGGGGGUUGCAAAGGACAAUUUAAAAGACACAAGUCAUCAAGUGAAAUGUAGGUGUUUACAGUUGAUCAGUGAACUGUAUCCCAUCUACCCCGAGUCAGACAGGACCAUGGAGAUGGUUGCUGAAUCUGAUGCUAUUGUAAAGUUACUGGGUGAUUAUUCUUAUGCUGAGGAUGCACGGGUGCGCUGUGAAGCAUUCCAGUCACUUCUUACAUUGCAUGAGAGAGGCCAAACUCUUAGUGCAAAUUUAUAUGACCAAGUGUGUACUGCACUUUCUGAUGACUAUGAGAUCGUUAGAGAAGUGGCUUUGAAACUGGUAUGGGUACUUGGAAAUAAAUAUCCUGAAAACACAAUAGUUCUUAAAGAUGGCGAGACAACGAUGCGUCUAGUCGAUGACGCAUUUGUCCGCAUCUGUUCUGCAGUAAACGAUUUGUGUAUGCAAGUGCGUGCUCUCGCUUGUACCCUGCUUGGUACAACGCGAGGUGUCUCCGAUAGAUUUCUAUUGCAAACACUUGACAAGCAGCUUAUGAGUAACAUGAAGAAGAAGCGCACGGCGCACGAGCGCGGCGCUGAACUGGUGCGGUCGGGCGCGUGGGCGAGCGGGCGGCGCUGGGCCGACGACGCGCCCGGCGCGCUCGUCAGCAGCCACCGCGUGCAGCUGCUGCCCGGCGGCGCCGCCGGCGCCUUCGUGCACGGGCUCGAGGACGAGCUCAUGGAGGUGCGCACGGCAGCGGUGGACGCGGUGUGCCAGUUGUCGAUGGAGAACACGAUAUUCGCGACGACGUCGCUCGACUUCCUCGUGGACAUGUUCAAUGACGAGAUUGAAGACGUGCGCCUGCGCGCCAUCGACAGUCUCACCAAGAUCUCGCACCACAUCGUGCUCAGGGAGGAUCAGCUCGAGAUCAUAUUGGGCGCUUUAGAGGAUUAUUCAAUGGAUGUGCGAGAAGGUCUGCACAGAAUGUUGGGUUCCUGUACAGUUGCAUCGAAGACCUGCCUCGAGAUGUGUAUUGACAAAAUUUUAGAAAAUCUCAAAAGAUAUCCACAGGACAAGCGGUCGACGUUCCGUUGUGCCCAGCGGCUGGGCAGCUCACACGCCACGCUGGUGCUGCCGCUGGCGCCGCGCCUGCUGUCCGUGCAUCCGUUCUUCGACAUGCCUGAGCCUGACGUCGAGGACCCGGCCUAUAUGUGCGUGCUGAUCCUGACGCUGAACGCGGCGCAACACUGCACCACCAUGCUGCCGCUGUUCGAGGAGCACACCAUCAAGCACUACACGUACCUGCGGGACACCAUGCCGCACCUUGUACCACACUUACCUAUAGGGGAAGCGCAACUAGGCGCCGAGAAGAUAGAGGCCGCUAUGGACGACAGCGCGGUGCGGCGUUUCUUCGAGUCGGUACUACAGCACAUCGACAACGUGACGCUCUCCACCAACGUGCGCCUCAAGAUGUUGCGCUCCGCCGAGGAACAACUCAACAAGCUGUCGGAGAUGGAGCCUCAGGUGGCGGGCGCGGCGCAGUUCACGGCGCUGUUCGCGCGGUGCGUGCGCGCGCUGCACGCCGCGCUGCACGCCGCGCCGCUCGGCGCGCCGCCGCCGCUCGCGCUGCAGCACCUGCACAUGGACUGCCUGCGCCUUCAGCACCAGUUCAGUGGCGUGACAGAGCAAGAGAAUGCUUGCGUGUGGCAGUUGGCGCUACGAGUGUGCGCCGCGCGGCUGUACGCGGCGACGGUGGGCGCCAACAACGGCACCCCGCCGACGACGCCGGGCGCCGCCACUAGUGCAGCCGGCGUCACCGGCGCCGCCAGCGCGACCGGCGCCACCGCCGCCGCGCUCUCGGCGGCCGCUGCCCUCACGCACCACGCUGAGUUACUUGAUCGGAUGUUGGCCUCCGCAGGUGUGGAGCCAGACCCGUUCACAAUAGCAGUAUUCCAACAGCUGUCGAUGAGCGCGGACAACAAGCCGGCGGCGCUCGCGCGUGCUCUCAUGCCGCUAUUGCAGGCUGCGCCGCUGCCCGUCAUACCGAAGCCCAGUCUCAAAAUCCGCAUGUGCACGGCGACGAUAAUCGAGCCGGCGAGCGACAACGACACGGUGCUGCGGUUCAGCGCGGGGCUGGUGACGAGCGUGGCGCUGGAGGCGGAGGUGGUGCGCGUGCGGCAGCCGGGCGCGCUGCGCGUGCGCGUGGCCUACCCCGACCGCCGCCACCACGCGCUCGCGCCGCCGCGCGACCACCUGCGCCCGCUCGACCACCUCGACCACAACGAAGACGGCACACAGAAUGUGCGCUUGCUGACCAAGGUGUUGAUAUCGCACGGCGUAUGGACGGACCCGUGUGGAGUGGAUAUUACAGUGUGCCUGGCGGUCGACGACGCUGUUGGCAGUGCUCGCGACGCCGCGCCGCUCGUCGAGCUCAGCCGGCCCGUGAGAGUCACCGUCGCGCCCAAACCUAUUAAACGGGGAAUAUAAGCAAUCGCCAUUUCAAACACUCUGUUCUAAGGACAAGAUUCAAUACAUGAUGCAGUCCUUGUUUGAUAUCCAAGUAUUUCGUGUCAUUGGAUUUAAAAGUUUGAUAGGUAAAGAUUUGGAUUUUCCAAUAAAAAAUCAACGUUUUGGUUGCCUUCCUCGCUAGAUAAUAAAAAAUUAAUGGACAUUUAAGAAUUUCACAAAAAAAAAAGACUAUUUUCUAAUACUGCAAUCUUGAUAAGUAGCGAUAUGCUACAUAAUUAUUCUGUUAUCAAAUUUGACUUCAAUUUAUAUACUAAUUUUGUCAGUAUAUGUAAUUUGUUACAUAUAGUGAUAAUUUUAGUAUUUAAUUUAAAUAACUUCCAAAAUAUACAUAUAUUUUACCGAUUUUGUUUUACACUGUUGUAACUUGUCGGCAGGACCAAUUAAUAAUUAACUUAAUUUUGGACGAGACAACCAUUUGUAGAUUAAGGAAAUAUAUAAGACGAAAUAAAUAAAUAUUGUACAGUAA
Messenger RNA from Galleria mellonella (greater wax moth), 3542 nucleotides. RefSeq names its product integrator complex subunit 4 (gene IntS4). The transcript has 16 exons. The record is from RefSeq and is a predicted model, not a curated record. Gene Ontology annotation, cellular component: integrator complex. Gene Ontology annotation, biological process: snRNA processing. NCBI's taxonomy places the organism in Eukaryota, Metazoa, Arthropoda, Insecta, Lepidoptera, Pyralidae. The coding region runs from base 110 to 3034 and encodes 974 amino acids.